Maudiozyma saulgeensis is the source of this 417-nucleotide messenger RNA. The record is from the annotation of a GenBank genome assembly. NCBI's taxonomy places the organism in Eukaryota, Fungi, Ascomycota, Saccharomycetes, Saccharomycetales, Saccharomycetaceae.
AUGUGGCUAUCUGAAUCUCAAAAGUUUGGUGUUGCAUUCACAUUCGGUGGAUUCCUUUUUUUUGUAUUAGGUAUAAUAACAUUCUUUGACCGUGCACUACUAGCUCUAGGUAACCUUUUGUUUUUGAUUGGUGUCAUUUUAAUUAUUGGUUCCCAAAAGACUGUUAUAUUUUUUACUAAACCAAAUAAGAGACGUGGGUCGAUCUUCUUCCUGUUUGGUAUAUUUUUAAUUUUAAUUAAAUGGACGUUUUCCGGUUUUAUAAUCGAAUCACUAGGUAUAGUGGGUCUAUUUGGUGAUUUCUUUGGUGUCAUUGUCCAAUUCUUAAGAUCUAUGCCUAUCAUUGGCCCAUUGUUAUCACACCCUGUUGUUGCCCCUAUUAUUGAUAGACUAGCAGGUGUAAGAGUUUUACCAGUGUAA